This is a messenger RNA of Lasiodiplodia theobromae, 1407 nucleotides long. RefSeq names its product Udp-3-o-(3-hydroxymyristoyl) glucosamine n-acyltransferase. Bases 1 to 1407 code for a protein of 468 amino acids. NCBI's taxonomy places the organism in Eukaryota, Fungi, Ascomycota, Dothideomycetes, Botryosphaeriales, Botryosphaeriaceae. The transcript has a single exon. The record is from RefSeq and is a predicted model, not a curated record.
AUGCCCGUUCCUGGUCUAUCACGUGAGUCUGACUGGUUCAAUAACUACAAGUUGAACCGUGACACCGUCAAGCAGAGGGCGCAAGGUAAUGCCGUGCUCUACGGGUUCCCUGCGUCCUUCUACAACUCAAGUCUUGACUAUCCCGCAUCGUCGCGCCGGCGCGUAGACCUUCCAGCAAACUCUACAGAAAAGGGCCAUGAGUUGCAAGCACUACCGGAGGGGACCAAGAUCAGGAAUGCCACACUUCCGUAUUUUCGCAUUACCAACAUCACUUGGAUCGACUAUGAAGACAGAUUCGAUCAAUUCUUCAAUGAAUCAAGAUCGCUCGGUUCCUUCACCAAUGUCGACCCGAAAUCACAACCGCUAAAUAUCUUAGCCCGCUUCAUUCCCUCCGAAGCAGCCAUUUUGGAUUGGGAUCUGCGAGUCCAGAUAGGUGACCUGGACACCUGGCCGGAGCCUGCAAUUAUAAACAAGACGUACACGAUGGGUCUGCUGGUCAAUCGGCGAGAAAACGAACCAAAGAUCGGCAAUUGCUCAUCAGAGAGUUAUACAUAUGGAAAGCUUCCGGACAAGAAACAGAGAAGAGACGGGAUUUGGAACACGAUCGCCGACCACGUUGCCGAGAACUGCUAUCUGUUCGCCAACAUAACCGUGCUCGCUGGCGUUACAGAGUGCCGCCAAUGCUCUCUCGCACCCGGGGGUAUCAUGCAGCAAAAACAAGACUUCCACACAACAAAGGUGCGCCCCGAUCCGCUCGUCGACCUGGCCUUCCGAAUUCAGCCGGAGAUCAUGUUCGCAUUGACCGAUAUGAACGCAAUGAAUGGCCGUACUUGGGACAAUCUUGACGGACAUGUCGCUGGGUCUUGGUCGGCCGGGUUCCAGGCUUCUUGGAACGCUCUAAACGAUUAUUUCGAGGUUGAUCAGGCAGAAACAACCGUAGAGCUCCCUGUGACUUCUGUCCAAGCUCGGGUGUCAUCUAAUCGCAUCUAUGCGUGGAUGGCUAUGCAGCUGCUGUUGUCAGUCUCUGGGGUCUUGCUCGCCUUUGUGCAGUCUCGUUGUGAGGGCAAGCCGGUGGGAUGCUUUGUCUCGACGUGUUUGCUGACGGAUCCAACCGAGGUUUAUCAGGAUCCUGGAGCGGACAAAAAGUCCCAACUGGAGGAAGAUUACAGCAACAUUCCAGCGGUUGGGAUACUCUACGGGCCGAAUGGAUCAUCGAACUCGGGCUACCGAGUGCUGCAAAGAAAGUCUCUUCGAGCUCGGGACUCGGCCAGUACGGAAUCUAUGCGGGAGGAGAGCUCUGUUACCCAAAUCAGUCAAAGGGCAGGGUCUGUGUCUGUAGAAGAAUUUGAAAUGUCUCCAUACAGCGUGGAGCAAGAUCGGUCCUCCUCGCGAACACACAUUUUGUAG